AUGAUACCUCGCAGAUCAUGCUGGGCAUUAGUCUGUCUCGUUGUACUCCUGUUCUCCACCCUCUGCACCGUCACUGCAGAUAAUUGCCACUACGAUCAUGAGCUGCGCGCCGUGACGCCUGCCACCACUGAAUUGACCAUCUCGGACCCCAACGUCAAGAGCCACUAUGUCGAGAUGCCCAAUAACUGCUAUCCAACAGGACAAGAAUACGGAACCGUGUUAGCAAUUGAUGUCGGAGCAUUAUAUACGACUGCAGGGUACAAUGCCAAGGAUGGGGAGUUCACAUUGGUCAGGAAUGAACAUGGAGAUACCAAAACCCCAAACGUCAUCGCCUCCCUCCCUACCAACGACAACACCACCGUCAUCACCACUAUGGUCCGGCAUAUGCGAGAACUGACAGAGGCGCAGAUCGGGAACGACACCAAGAUCACAAAUAUCGUGCUUGUGGUUCCAGGAGGAUUUGAUUAUUUUCAGAAGCGGGUGGUCCAGCAAGCUGUUGAGGUUGCGGAGGAGAAGACAAGAUUGAAGGUCUUGAGGGUGCUGGGUCGUCAUAUUGCUGGGUCGAUGGCGUACGGGUUCGAUAAUGAGUUUAUUUAUGGAGAGAAUGGUAUCAGACAGCCUGAUGUGCGGGAACUGGUGGCUGUGAAUCUGGAGGAGACGGGGUUUGAUGUGGGACUGUGGGAGCUUGAUAGUGGGGUUUACGAUAAUAUGGGACUAAUUGAGAGACGAGGUGGUGGUGGGUUUGGUGAGGUGGCUGCUGAUCGAGCGGUGAUGGAGGGGAUUGUGGAUAUGUUUUUGAGGGGACCGAAAGGGUCUUUCAGUGCGGAGGAAGAGGUUGAGAUCCGGCAGCCGCAAAAGGCGAUCUUGGGCGAUGAGAUUUCGAUGGGACGACUCAGGAGGGAGGUGACCAAGGUGAACAAUGUGUUCUCGGCGUCAUCGUUCCACAUCCAACCGGUUACCGACACGACUCUUGAUAUUUCGAGUCACCACACAGUACGCAUCGAAAUCGACUCCUUCUUUGACGACCGCGACCUUUCCUUAUCAUUGAACCUCCCCCAAUGGCAAGACCUGCGCUCUCGCUCGCUCACAUCAAUACUCGACACCAUAGACGAAGUCCUGGAAAAGUCCGAGGUCAUCGACGACUAUGCCAAGGGGACGAUGAAACCACUCGACAAGAGCGAAGUCGACCAUGUGCUAGUAAUGGGCUCUUCCACGCGGAUCCCCGAGGCAAUCCAGUUGAUCGAACGGCACUUUCGAGGGCGGUUGAGUGUACCCCUGACGAUCGAACCGGGGUCAUCGAGUCAGAUCCCAGAGUUGGUGCCGUUGGUUGAGGGUCAUUUCGAGAGAAAGGUGGAGAUCCCCGAGACGAUGGAUCCAGCGUUGGCGAGUGAUCGUGGAGCAGGGAUUACUGUGCGGAAGGUUGAAGAUGAUAUCUAG
Linnemannia hyalina is the source of this 1437-nucleotide messenger RNA. NCBI's taxonomy places the organism in Eukaryota, Fungi, Mortierellomycota, Mortierellomycetes, Mortierellales, Mortierellaceae. The record is from the annotation of a GenBank genome assembly.